Messenger RNA from Periophthalmus magnuspinnatus, 3391 nucleotides. RefSeq names its product VGF nerve growth factor inducible (gene vgf). Lineage: Eukaryota; Metazoa; Chordata; Actinopteri; Gobiiformes; Gobiidae. The record is from RefSeq and is a predicted model, not a curated record. Gene Ontology annotation, molecular function: neuropeptide hormone activity. The transcript is spliced from 4 exons. Bases 60 to 1799 code for a protein of 579 amino acids.
ACACGGGCAGAUGUAAAGAAGCAAAGCAGGACAACUCUCUACAGAAGACUCUGCGGGGCAUGAUGUUGCCGUCCAAAGGCAGCCUGUUCCUCCUGACUGGAGUCUCCAUCCUGCACCUGUCCUCCCUCCAACCCACUAGAGACGGUUCAGAGCUGGACACCACACUUGGACCUAUUUCUGGGGAUGGAAAGGACGCCAUCACUCUGCGUCCACACAAAAUGGAUGAUAAAGAGGAAGAUGAUGUCCUUUUUGGAGACAUCGAACCGCAACAACUAGCAAACAUUUUAGUGAAAGCUUUAAGAGACAAGAAUAAGUUUCGGCCUGAGGAUAGUUUAGAAAAUGAGGAGGUAGAAGACAGAAGACAACCGGACGAGAUAAUGGACGUUAAGAGACAAGAGAGUGUGAAGGAUGCACCUAUCGAGGAUAUAACUAGUCGCACAAUUUUUAAGACUUUGAAGGAGCAAACAAAACUGCCUUCCGAGUUUGCUGAAGUAGAAGAACCAAAAUCCGAAACCCUACGCCAAGAUGAAGAGGAACAGUUGACCGCCGAGGAACUCCAUAGUCUAGAGACCAUGAUGAAGGAGUUCCCUCGCGUGGGGAUGUUUGAGAAGAGAGACGAUUCCAGCAGUUUUAAUGAGGUUCUACCAGCGAACAAGAAGCUGGAGCAGAAGAUGAAGUGGCGGGAGGAAACGCAGAAGGCUUUAAACAUUCCAUCCUUUAGCUUCAUGGAUGAGUUGGAGAAGAUGAAGUCUUUCAUGGAUGACGUCAACACAGUCAAACCCCAGCAAGAAGCUACUGAAGAGAUGCAACCAGAUGAGGAGGAGAGCCAAGAGGAGACUGAUGAGGAGAACUUGAGUCCCGAAGAGGAAGAAGCCCGAGCCAAAGCUGAGCAGGACGAGAUGAGACGGCAGGCUGCUGAGGCACAGAGGGCUCGCCUUGAGGAGAAGAAACUGGCUGACAUCGCUUCAGACAUGCUCCUGCGCUACAUGGGCAAAGAGCGCACAGGCCCUAGGCAGAGGUACAAGCAACCACUGUCCGACACCCCUGAGGACAAGCGCUCUGAUGAACAAGCUCAAGACCUGGACCCUCAGACCAUUGACAAGCUCAUUGAGAUUUCCAGCAAGCUCCACCUGCCAGCAGACGACGUGGUCGACAUCAUCAGCGACGUCGAGGAAAAGAAAAAACGGAAAGAUGUACUGCCUCCUGAGAUAUCCUCAAGGUAUCCCUCCAACACGGAAACCGAUCAACCAUUCUCCAGUAAUCUCCGAAGCUGGUUUUACCCCAAAACACCACCUUCACAAGAUCUUUGGAGCAAGCCCAGAAAGUUUCAACCUGGACUUUGGUCGCAAAAAACUCCAGAAGGUUGGCACAAACCUCUAGCCUACCCUGUCCCUUACUAUCGCAGGUAUCCGCUGGCAUACUACCCAAUCCCUGUUGUGUCACCACCUAGGCCUCAACCAUGGUACUACAACCCUUACUCAUUCAAUCGCUUCUUGACAAAUCCAGUUAGCUCCUACACUUCCAAUGCAUGGACUAACCCCAGUCCCGGAUGGCGUAUGCUCAGAAAACCUGUGCCAUAUUACACUAAUGCUGCCCCCUUGGUGAACCCGUGGCGAUUUAAGAUCAAAGCUCCCCCAAGUCGGUCGGUGGUGCGGCAAAACCAGUGGUUAGCCUCCGCUCCGGCACAGUUAAAAGAUGCUAACUCCAAAAAGACAUUAAGCGACUUUAGCAACAGAAGAGAGGGUCUGGAGAGAUACCUACAGCAGUUUGUCCAGAAAAAGGCACAUUCGUUAGACUAAGGACAGUCUCAGACCUCAACUGUGCACGAUCACCUCUGUUUUUUCCAUAGACUUUUUGAAUAAUGUGUAUAUUAAGAAUGCAAAUCAGCUAUGGAAUAACAAAUGACCAUAAACAUAAUUUUGAUAAAAAGGUCACAUAUUAUGCAAAUGAACUUUUGUCAUAAUGUUUCUUCCUUACCAAAAAACAUACUUACUAAACAUACUAAAGAUUGUGGCGGGGGAGUCUGACAUCUCCAUGGAGUUAUAGUUUUGCCUGGAAUGUUCGACAGUAUGACAUUUAACUUCUCUAACUUGUACUUAUUUCAAUUUGAGAUUUUGUUUUUAAAAAGUUUAACGGCAAGUUUAAUGUGGUGCUGUAUAACAUUCUAGGCAAAGCAAUAAUACUGCCAUAGAUGAUGUCCUCCACCAAAAAAGUUACAUUAUCCACCUUUAAGUACUAUUUAGUUUCAUUCACAUGUUUCUCUUCUUUCUUGGAUUGAUUUUGUCAUCAUUUGAAACUAGGGAGUACUCCUCCCUGUUUUAAAGUCCAUCCACAUUCAUUGGAUCAUUUCAGCAGAACUGCCUUCAGUACCAAACAUAUCUGUUUGUGUUGUGUUUCUAGUGCCAGAUUUACCAUGCUUGCCUUUUCAACAUAAAUCAUGCUAACACUUGGAGUGUUACCAACAGAUGGAGUCAAUUAAUGAGUGAACUUUAAACGUGGAGUCCGUUACCUUGCACAUAGAGCGUCUGCCACCACGCUUUAAGUUCCAAAACAAAAAGCAUAAUAUGUUGCCUUUGAAUUAUGUUUCAAUGCUGAUUCGCCUCAUUUUCUGCAGCUCUCAUUCAAAGAAAAUGCUCUUCGCUUUGGAAAGAAGUGGCACUACAUUGUAUUAUAUUUUUAUAGCUACAUGCAUUUUGAAGAUAACUUUCAAAGGGCCUGCACCUGAUUUUGUUGUUGUUGUUUUUUUCAUUCAUUUGAGAAAUUUUGUCUUGCCCUAGUACAGAUACAUUUUAUAAGCAGAUCUUGAGAUCAUAAUAUAGCCACUGUAUACUGUCUGCAACUAAUUCAAAGUAUUAAACAGAAAGUAUAUGGUUAGCAUGCUAGUUGUUGUUAGCUUUUCUGUAAUAAUUGUUAGCUUUUCAGUGAAUAAUUAAAAAGCUUGGAAUGCAAGUAAAUGAGGAUUAACUUUGGACCACUGCAAACUGUUUAAAAUGAAAGUUCUGUUUUUCAUGUUUUUAAGACAGUAAAAAUCAGGUACAGUGCCUUUAAUGUCAUCUGUUUCUCCAUUUUGUUUUUUAGAUUUCAUAUAAUUGUAAAAAAGUGGACAGAAUGUUGAUUUGUUGUUUUUGUGAAUAAUGAGGAUUGCGUGAUAACCAACUGUUGCAUAGACAAUCUGCCUUUAUACCGGGAACCCAUUUAAAGGCAGGACCAGCGAGUGCCUCUGUGAUGUGCAUGCUUGUGUACAAACAGGACAAAAAAAAAAAAAAACUUUUGAAAAUGCAUUGAAUAAAAAGUAUAAAAAAUGAACUAGAACUGAAACAAUUGUGCAACAAUUGGUGUCUACUGUUGUGUACGUGUGUCACAAUAAAACUGGAUAUUCGCUGGUUUUAUG